Bacidia gigantensis is the source of this 1197-nucleotide messenger RNA. RefSeq lists its product as uncharacterized. Gene Ontology annotation, molecular function: ethanolamine-phosphate cytidylyltransferase activity. Gene Ontology annotation, biological process: phosphatidylethanolamine biosynthetic process. The transcript is spliced from 3 exons. The record is from RefSeq and is a predicted model, not a curated record. Bases 1 to 1197 code for a protein of 398 amino acids. Gene Ontology annotation, cellular component: cytoplasm. NCBI's taxonomy places the organism in Eukaryota, Fungi, Ascomycota, Lecanoromycetes, Lecanorales, Ramalinaceae.
AUGCUGCAAGCUAGGAGGCUCGGGAAAGAGCUUCUGGUGGGUGUCCACAGCGACGAGGAGAUCCUUCACAAUAAAGGGCCAACCGUCAUGAGCUUGAAGGAGCGGGUUGCUGCAGUAGAGGCAUGUCGUUGGUCGACCAAGUCUAUACCCAAUGCUCCCUACGUGACUUCCUUGCCCUGGAUCUCUCACUACGGCUGCUUCUACGUUGUUCAUGGAGACGAUAUCACUUCAGACAGCAAUGGCGAAGACUGUUACAGGUUCGUCAAAUCAGCUGGGCGCUUUUUAACCGUCCGACGGACCCCCGGGAUCUCUACGACAGAUCUCGUAGGCCGGAUGUUACUGUGCACCAAAGGUCACUUUAUUCGGUCUCUGGACUGCGUCUUGGAUGGUGAAGAGGGAUCUGGCGAUGCCGAAGAGCGAAAAAGAAUUGGCUCUGAAAUGCGUCUGAGAAUCGAGGAGUAUGCAACAGACCAAACGGGCCGGAACCCUGGCUGCCCAGUCUAUUCUUGGUCUUCCUUGGACGUCCAAAGUAGUGAUACAGACUUGAAUGCAAAGGGCACUUGCCAGCUCAUGGUCGCCGGUCAGCGACCUGCACCCGGACAAAGGAUUGUAUAUGUGGAUGGAGGAUUCGAUCUCUUCUCAUCUGGGCACAUAGAGUUUUUACGCCAAGUCACGAUCAAAGAAGAGGAGAUAGGUCGAAAAAGAGGUUGGUCUGGAGAGAAUGGCACUGGUCGCUCGCCAGCCUAUAUCAUAGCGGGUGUGCAUGACGACAACGUGAUAAAUUGUUGGAAGGGCGUGAAUUAUCCUAUAAUGAACAUAUAUGAACGGGGCCUCUGUGUCCUUCAAUGUUGUUACAUCGAUUCUGUCGUCUUCUCAGCACCUUUCAAGCCUUCAGGCUCGUUCCUCACGAGUCUGCCCUUUGGACAGCCUCACGUAGUCUACCAUGGCCCGACAUCAUACAUACCAUUGAAUUAUGACCCCUACCUAGAUGCGAAGAGGCUUGGUAUAUAUCAACAGAUCAGUGGCCACGACUUUCAGGAUAUCAAUGCUGGAGAAAUCGUGCAGAGAAUAUUAAAGAGUAAGGCUUUGUAUGAAGCCAGGCAAAUGGCAAAGGGCGAGAAAAGUGUCCUCGAGCAGGCGACUUCCGCUCAUGCGGGAGCUAUAGCGACUACAUCCGAUCACGUCUCGGAGCCGUGA